Mitosporidium daphniae is the source of this 2523-nucleotide messenger RNA. Its product is annotated as transmembrane GTPase fzo1. Lineage: Eukaryota; Fungi; Microsporidia. Gene Ontology annotation, molecular function: GTPase activity. The transcript is spliced from 2 exons. Bases 1 to 2523 code for a protein of 840 amino acids. The record is from RefSeq and is a predicted model, not a curated record. Gene Ontology annotation, biological process: mitochondrial fusion. Gene Ontology annotation, cellular component: mitochondrial outer membrane.
AUGCAAGCAAGUGUCAUUCUUCCCUCUAAGGUGCAUGUAGCUACCGAGAGAAAUGUUGUACCCAAUUUGGAUAUCGAUGCAUUUAACCAAUUUUCUUCUUUUCCAUCUACCCUGGUUUCGCCAAGCUUUUCCACUCCCUCUUCACACCAUCGCGAGGAAACUUUGGUAACAGAAUCAACCUAUGAGACAAGAAAACAAUCUUUGAUGAAGCUCCUUAACGAGACCCUUGAUAUUGUCUCCGAUUUGGAAUCUAAAAUUGAAAUUUCAGCACCUGGACAGAAUCACAAUGGAAGCGGUGGUGAGUCUCUAUCGUUUCCAAGCAGCUUUACUUUUCGAUUUCCAAUCCGGAGUGGACAAAUUAAAAUUUUGCAUCUUUCUUUGCCUCCAUCGGCACGCUCCCCCCAGCUUUCUAUCCUCGAAGAUGAUCUAAUGACCAGAAGGCUGCUUUUGCUAAAGCUCCAUUCGACGCUUACCCACAUUGAGCGGCUAAAGUUGAGAUUGCUUGAUUCCUCCGUCCGAAUCCUGGUGACUGGCGACGUAAAUUCGGGAAAGUCAACGCUUAUAAACGCGCUGCUCGGAUUGCCCGAGUUUCUAGUGAUAGACCAGCAGCCAUGCACUUCUGCUUAUUGCGAAGUUGUUCUUGACCACCCUUGUACAUUUGACCCCCAACUCCCGGUCCAUGCUAUCCCACGUCUUGAGGGAUAUUCCCCGGAAGAUAAAUCUUCCUUUAGAGCGAUCUCUACCUCAGAAAUGCAACACCUUUCUGCAGGCAGCAUUGAUUCCAUUUUGGAAGAUGGGAUUGAAAGGCCAUACGCCUGGUUUAGGAUUUUUCUCCAAAAUUCAUCGAAUCUUGAAUUUUUUUCCGCCAGUCAACAGGAAAAGGCAGCAGAUUCAUCUGACAUUCUUCCUUUUUCGUGCUCCAUAAUUGAUUCUCCAGGGCUUAAUCACGACACCUUUCAGACGAUGAGUUUGUUUGCCAGGCAAGAUGACAUUGACAUCCUGAUUUUUGCAUCUGAAUUUUUAAACGAAGCUUCGCGGGAAAAGGAAAAGAUAUUCAUCGUUGUCAAUAAGUUUGACGACAUCAAAGACAAACAAAAAUGCAGAAGAAUUGUUAUGCAGCAAAUCGCCAAUCUCCUUCCCGCAACAUACAAAGAUGCAGAUAGGCUUGUUCAUUUUGUUAGUGCCAAAGAUGCUUGCCAUAGCGGUUCGGCUGGCCCUGCACAUCAAGAUCUUUCCGAGAAUUUUGUCCAAUUUCUUAAAUCUCUCUCUAGUUGGGCUACUAGUCCAGAGUUGCGGGCAAAAACAAAACUAGGCCCUCCUGCAACUUUCAUCGGGGCCCUUUUGAAUGAUAUUUUGUAUCUUUCUUUAUUUAAUAUUUCUGCGGUAGAAGCCGAAAUACGACGAAUUGUUGCGAUUGCUGCGCAGGAAACACCCCUGGAAGAGAAAUUGGCAAAAAGCGCUUCCUUUUUUGUUGAUCCCUCCUAUUUGGAUUGCGAGGGAGACAUUGCGGCUAGGGCCGCUCUUUCGGCAUCUUUGGAACAAUUGGGGGCAUUGGUUGAUGGGGGUGGCCUCUUGGUUUCUGCCCGUCUUGUGCAAGUGAGUGGUGCACAAUGGCCCGGUUCUUUUGCCCUUUUUUCAAUACCCGGAUGGAUUUGUGCCUUUUCAAAGACCUUGGAGGCUGUCGUUGUCUCACAACUAGCCAUCUGUAAAUCGAUUUCGGUUGGCCACGGGUGCGAAGGGGCUUCUCGUAUCCACAUAAAGGCCCGUCAAAUAUUGCCUGAAAUUUUCGACAGGAGCAAUUUGGAUGAGCUGGCAUCUCAGGCAGCUAGCAGUGGCAAGUUUUCUGACCUAGCCAACAGCCCCACUUGUCACACACCCGAUCUAAGUGCAUUUAAGAUUUCUGGAUGGGCUAUUCUUCUUGAUAUCCGAUCGGAACUAUUCCAAAUAGCGACUUGCUUUGGUACCCUUGGCGCAGUUACUGGCUUGACCGGUCUGGCAUUUCGGUUGGGCCUAUCUUCUACACUUGGAACGAUUGCCGAAACGUACUUCAAAUAUGGCCACAUGACACGCUCUCAUGGCCAUGGCUCAAGUGGGCGGGGCAUAUUUUCUCCCUCUCUGGCGCUUGGUUCUGUUCUCAUUGCUGCCAUUGGCUUUGGAGCGAUUACGCUAUCAAGGGAAUCCUUGGGUAUCGAUUCAAAGCCUGAUAGCACACCAUCUCCUGGUCGGUUUGAGACCCAUUUACGAGAAAAGGUUGCCACCUCCAUCGUAAAGAAGCUCCAAUCGUCCUGCUGGAAGGAGUAUGAAUCGGCAGCCCUUGCUACCAUUACUCGAGAUGCUACGCGUGCUUCCGUUUUGGAUGUCCAGACUCGCUUCCAAAUCCAUCUUGCGGCGUGUACACGCAGGCAAGCCUCGAGAGAAGCAUACAUCUCGCUUCUCGAAGAUCGACACGCAUAUUUCAGGGGAUUGCAGCGAAAAUGCAAUGUAUUGCUAACGGAAUUAGAAGCUACAGCUCCCGGCUAUUGA